AUGUACAUACAUCCAGUUUCAGAGAAACAUGCAGUGCAUGGCAGAAAGAUGUUUCCACCAUUCCCAGAAGGCACCAAACUUGCCAUGCUUGGGUUAGGAUGCUUCUGGGGUGCAGAAAGAAAAUUUUGGAAAAUAGAUGGAGUGUAUUCAACUCAGGUCGGAUUUACUGGUGGCCACACGAAAAAUCCAUCAUACAAAGAAGUGUGCACAGAUCGAACUGGCCACAAUGAAGUUGUUCGAAUUGUUUAUGAACCUAACGUUGUUUCUUAUGAAGAUUUGCUCGUGGCAUUUUGGGAGAGCCAUAACCCAACGCAAGGAAACAGGCAAGGCAAUGAUGUAGGCACACAGUAUCGAUCUGGGAUAUAUUAUUAUGAUGUUCAGCAAAAAGAAUUAGCAGAAAAGUCAAAAAAAAUGUAUGAACAAAAAUUACUCGAAAGUAAUAAAUUUGGUAAAAUAACAACAGAAAUACUGGAAGCAGGUGAAUUUUAUUAUGCAGAAGAUUACCACCAACAGUACCUUCACAAGAAUCCUGACGGAUACUGUGGCUUGGGGGGCACGGGCGUUUCUUGCCCAAGAGGUUUCUAA
Molecule: messenger RNA, 585 nt
Organism: Helobdella robusta
Lineage: Eukaryota; Metazoa; Annelida; Clitellata; Rhynchobdellida; Glossiphoniidae
Exons: 3
Coding region: 1-585 (194 amino acids)
Biological process (GO): cellular response to oxidative stress
Cellular component (GO): cytoplasm
Molecular function (GO): peptide-methionine (S)-S-oxide reductase activity
Source: RefSeq, a predicted model, not a curated record